AUGCCGGCCAAGAAGAAGCCCGACCAGGAGAAACUCCUAUUCAUCCGUUAUGAAAGUUCACUAGAACGAUGUAAAUCCCUGAUAGCCUCCGCUGAACGCAUUGUCGAUUCGUGUCCGCCCUCCUCAGCGGCUUCCUACUUUACGAAAAUUACGUCACUUGUAGGCAGUCUUACGACAGCAUUUUCAGACUGGUUGCUUCUCGCCGGAGAAGUCGAGGAGGAGAAGAUAAACGACGCCAAAAAGGCGUUUAACGAUGCAUCCAUGUCAGCGGAUGAGAUUUUGGUAAGAUUGGACUCUUUGGCUCCAGUCCAAUCGAAAGUGGAAAAAGGUUCCACUGAUGAGUCUCGUUUGCGGAGGAUCGAUUUCAGACCGUUGGACAAAAAUAAUGUUAAAAACUGGUUUGAAGAUCUUGAGGUUGUCUUCAAGGCAAUGGGUGUAUAUAAAGAAGAGCUUAAAUAUGCUUCACUUCUUCGUUUGGUGGACAACUUAACAAGCUCAUUGAUAAGCUCGGUUACCAGAGCCAACUCUGAAAACAGUUACACUGAGGCCAAAAAUGUCAUAGUCGCGGAAUUUUCAUU
This is a messenger RNA of Paramuricea clavata, 578 nucleotides long. Lineage: Eukaryota; Metazoa; Cnidaria; Anthozoa; Malacalcyonacea; Plexauridae. The record is from the annotation of a GenBank genome assembly.